Centropristis striata (black sea bass) is the source of this 7785-nucleotide messenger RNA. RefSeq lists its product as uncharacterized. The transcript is spliced from 10 exons. Gene Ontology annotation, biological process: regulation of transcription by RNA polymerase II. Gene Ontology annotation, molecular function: DNA-binding transcription factor activity, RNA polymerase II-specific; DNA binding. The record is from RefSeq and is a predicted model, not a curated record. NCBI's taxonomy places the organism in Eukaryota, Metazoa, Chordata, Actinopteri, Perciformes, Serranidae. Bases 17 to 6475 code for a protein of 2152 amino acids. Gene Ontology annotation, cellular component: nucleus.
GCGCUAGACAGGCAGUAUGGCGGAGGAGGGCAGUGUGUACGAGUUAGAGGGGCUCCAACAACAACUAGACAGUUUGUUGAGCCGCUUCUCAGGUGACCAACUGCUGGACGAUAGUGAACCGUUCUGCUCCGACUUCUGCAAGCUGGUGGAAGAGUUUGCCUCUCGCUGGCAGGUGCCACUGCCUCAGCUCAGGAUCCUUGAGAUAGCUCUGUGCUACUUUGCUCGAGCCUGCAGCUUCUUCCCAACAAACUGUGAUCAUGUGCUUCACACACUCAGUAGUCUGGCUUUGAGUGUUUUUGAGUUGCUGCUGUUCUUUGACCAGACGGACUUUCUUCAGGAGCCACUGAAACACUUCGCUGAUACAUUCCAGGAAUGUCACCAUUUGGCCCUUGCGAAGCAUCAGAAUGUUCAUUUACUUCAGGUGGAGCGUUUGGUUAAGGGCGGCGGGCCUUGGGCUGGCCAAGCUUUACAGGCAAUCCUCAGUGAGUCCAGUUUACCUCAGAGUGAAGUGGAUGGGUGCAUCAGCUCUGAGCUGCCGGUGUUCUUUGAGCUCCGGGUUCGCUACCUCUUAUCCUGUGAGCGGGUCAGUGAGGCUUUGGCCCUGGCUAAGUGUUGUGCUCAGCAUUCAACAGCAGGACAACACUUGUUCUUCCUCCAGGUCUACCUCACGUGGCUUAUCAAAACUUCACAGCAUGACCGCCUACAUAAAGAGGUGGCUGAAUUUAAUGGUAAAGAUGCAAUCCACAUCAUCUGUAGUUUGGAGUGUGAGGAAAAGGAUGAGUUGCUACUAGAUCUCAGCAGAGCGUUCCUCUCCCAGCAGCUCCGCAGGGGAGACAUGUACUAUAUAUGUGAUCUUGUCUUGUUUUGGAGUAAGCUUCACAGUCGGUUGAAUACAUCCAAGAAGGCUCUACUUGAGGACUGUCAUCAGCUGAUGCUGUCUGCCACCAAUGUCAACUCAAUCUUCCCAUUCAUCAGAGCCAUACUGCAAGAGCUGGGUGAAGAUGGCAUCCAGUUCUGCGUGGAGCUCUGUGCGAAUGCACUGAGGUCUUGCCUUCCCUGCGAUGUCAUCACCAAGUCCCUAAUCUACAAAACCAUUGCCGGCCUGCUACCCAAUGACCUGGAGGUUGCCCGGGCAUGUGCUCUACUUCUCUUCUUCCUCGAACACACUGUUGAGACCUACAAGAUGGUGUACCUUCUUUACAUGCAUCCUGAUCAGGAGUACCACGCCGAGCACAGCCCCAUUGGGAAUCAUGUUCGAUUUGAAACCCUGCAGGUCUUGAAGAAGGACCUGUAUUUUGACCCAGAGUUUUGGAACCUCAUUGCUUUGCGGACCAACUGUUUGAAACUGAUGAGUGAGAAGGGGCUUAGUGCUGCCCUCGAAGAGGUCAUGGAGGACAAAUGGAUCCUGAGCUACUGCACCAAAGAACCCUCUUCCCGGACAAGGACAUCAGUAUGUCAGAAAGGAACUAAAGGGGCUAAAAGGCGUCAACAUAAAGACGAUAUUGACACUGCAUCCAAGAGAUUAAAGUUUGGUCCAGGUAAAACACGGCUAAAUGCUGACCACACUGUGAAGAAGAAGGGCAACCAAGGGUUACGAUCUUUGAAGGAUGAACCUUUGAGGCGUUCAUUUUGGCAGAUAGACAGACUGCGGGACAAUGUAGCUGCUGGGUAUGGAGAACUUAGACGCACUACACGGCUCUCAGAGAAGAACCCACCAAAACGGAGGAUUAUGAAACCCAAGUGGCUUCUGGAAGACUCGGGAACUCUUUUGGACAAUAAUGUUCUUCCGAAGAUCAAAAAGCAUGGGCUGAAACAUCAAAAGCACCAUCGAUCAUCAGUUGAAAAGAGGUCUGAAACUGGCGGGCUCAAUAACAAUGCAAAACACACACCUCCGAUAAUCCCUCACUUGAGGGCAAGGGAGAUCAACAGCAACUCUCCUAAACCAUCACCUUCUCCGCAAGUAAUUCUUGAACUUUCCCUGCCAGACAAUGAACUAAUGGGAACAUUUUCUGAGGACUCGUGCAACAGACAGAGAGGUUUCCCUCAAGUGCUUCUUUACAGACCUACAGUGAAAGUUCCUGCCAAAUCUCCACCUGUAAAGACUGUACACCGCAAAGAGGUGAUUCUCAGAGCCCGAGAUGCAGCUAUGUUGGUACAACAGUUGCACUGUUAUAUUCGGAGACAGAAAGGAAAAGGUAACGGGCCGAAUGUUCAAGGCUCUGUAUCAACAAUCACACGCUCCUCUGUGCAAGGAAGUCCUCCUAAAGAUCCACAGAGCAAGCGCUGUGAAAGGACUGCUGCUCGGCUGAAGCGAAGAAUUACCUCACAGACACCAGCAGCAGAUGAAAUAAAAAAAUUCACAGCUUCAGAAAAAGUUCCUCAAACUACAAAAGCAGUCUCCCGAAAGGCGUCUUUGGGCAGAGAGCUCUCGGAAAAGUCUGCUGCUAAGGUGAAAGUUGACAAUGGGUCACAGACAUCGGCAACAGCUAAUGUUACAGAAGCCCCAAUGUUAGAUAAGGUCCUGCAACGUCCACCCAUUGCUUCGGCGAAAGAGCUCUGCGAAGAGUCUGCUGUCGAGAUGAAGGUCACUAUUGCUUCAACAGCGGCUAAAGUGACUCAAUCACAAGCUUUAGAGGAGGUCACUAAAGUUGGCAAAGACGCUUCAAAAACCACAGCUUCAUCUGAGGUCUUGCAAACCGCGACUGUGGACAACAAUUAUGUGGUAGUUACUGACUCUUCAGUAUCAAAUAAAGCCAACAUUUCGAACACUGGAGCUGCUAAACUCACGCCUUCACAGUCUCAAGAUGUUGUUAGGGAAAGGAAUCGAGGCAAAAAUCCUGUGGCCCACGCAAAAACAGACUCUCCAGAGGUGCUCAUCGCUGUCUGCAACAACCUUUCUGAGGUGGAAGUUUCACCUAAACUCUCAAAAGGACAGAUGCCUUGUGAAAAUGACAGUGACAGAGAAACAAUGGCCCCUUCUUGUUCACCUACUGAUCAGAACAGUUUAACUGACAUAUCUGCUUUGACAUUGGUAACAGAAGUGGUUACUGAACUUGCACCUGGAGUACUCACCCGAGAUCUGGAGAAUCAUAAACAGUUAGCUCCAGAGGACAGUUCCUCCAAGGAAUCAACAGCUGGGAGUAAAUCUAAAGUUCCUCGCAAAGUAUGCACUACCUCCAGCCGCUCUGUAGUGGUUGAUGAGCAAAUGGAGGAAGAAGGAACUCAGAAGUUUGAUCCUGAAGCACCUGAGAACAGUAAACUGCCAGAACCGGAGGAAGCCAAGCUGGAAUACUGUUGUACCUUCUGCAACAAGGACUUUAAGGGAACUCGUGUUGUUGCACAUGCAAUGUUCCAUUAUCGCAAAGAUGAGUGCAUGUUUUGUGGGACCAUGUUCAAAGAUGACCUCCUGGCCAUGAUGCACCUGUCUGACCACAUCGAGAAGCUCAAGAGGAGCAAAGACUUGGCUGAGAACAAUGCUCAAGAAAACCUGAUUACUGGGACCAAAGAUAUCUCCACACCUAAGACUUCUGCCAAAAUUAAGACCACAGACGAGUCUUCCGGUCGACGUGGUCGUGGUAGACCGAGAAAAUCUACUGACUGUCUUAAAUCUAUAAGCCUUCCAGAUGCAGCCCCAUCAGGAUCCAGAAACUUAAGAUCCAGCGACAAGCCAGAAGAUGGUGAAUCUUUGCAUGAAAAGAAACAAAACACAUCCAAGCACCUUAAUUGUAAAGCUCCUGUUCACAAGGUAAAUGGGCAUAUUGGCAAACAGAAAGAACUCAAGAGACUAAGAAAGAACCGCCUCAAUUUGGAGGCUAAACGGCCACAUACACAGCGGGAAGUCUCUCACAAAACAACAACUCAUGCAGUUGAGAAUCCCAGGCUGCAAGCAAACCAAGAUAUAGAAAUGUGUUCCUCUGCAACAUCAACAAAGGUUGACAAAGUUUUUAGCUGUUCCUCUGAACAUAAAGUAAAGGAGAAAGAAUCUCCACAUGUCCUGAAGACAGCCACGAAACAAACUGGGAAAGUUGUUGAGAAAACUUUGGAACCAGAAGAGAAACUGUGCUGUCCUGUGCAGGGUUGCGAUUGGUUUACAGACCUGGCAAAAAAACGUGUCGCACUCCUUUACCAUGCUCUAGAAGAGCACAAUGGGGACGUCAAACCCUUAAAGCUGGCUUUCAACGUCGGGAACAGCAGGUGUAGUUGUUGCAUGAGGGUCAUGUGGAGUUUCGAACACUUUCAGCACCAUAUUGAAAGACACAGACUUACUCCUCGGCAUCCGUGCCUUCAUCUGGGAUGUACUGCCAGGUUCAAAUCUGGAAUGGAAAUGAGACGCCACGCCAGGAGGCACAGUCCGCUGCAGGCAGUGUGCUGCCUCCCUGGUUGUUCCAAACUAUUUAUUUGUCUCUGGGCCCUGAACCUUCAUGAAAGAGAGCACUAUGCUUCCAACCACACUAAACCAGACAAGAACACAAAUGAACAAACUGAUGAUAGAAUGUUAGAUGGGAAGAAACAACCUCUUAAGACAAAAGAUGCAACUACUGUAAAUAAGACUGAUUGUAAAUUGAAGUCUCCUCCUCCCACCACUGUCAGAGCAUCUCUGUUGAAAGAGGAGUUAACAGAGAGACAUGAAACUGAGGAAGAAAGAAUCUUAAAGAAUCUUUCUAACAAGGAUACCUCCACACAGCCCACUGGCCCUAAUCUCAGAUUAAGGCAAACAAUAAGAAAAGUCACAAAUACGACAAUGAAAAAUCACAAAGUCAUCUCCUCAUCACUGCCAAAACACAACAUCAAAGUAAGGCAUAAAUUCAAGAAAAAGCAGAUAAUAAUAGUCAACAAAAUGGGCCCUAAAAGAAGAGGACGUCCUCCUAAAUCGAAGCAGACUGUGCAUGAUGAGAACACUACCAAUGGUCAAAACAGUAAAACUGUCAAAGACGAAACUAUUCGGCUUGCAAAUCCCUCAAAAGCAGCAAAUGUGAACGAGUCUAAAGAAGAAAGGAUUCAGCAGGUCCAAGAUGUAGCCAGAACUAAAGAAACAUCAAGUGAUGAAUCAAAGUCUAAGAAAUCAAUUAACAGGCAGAUGAAGAAAAAUAAUGUUAAACACAAGAGGAUUACACGUAAUGCCUCAACAGUCGGCCCCAAAACACAGAAGUUAACAGCUGACAAGAUAAAGAAACUGCAGCGUGGGACAAAAUGCUCUGCUCCUGAAGAAGAUGGUAGUCAAACUGCUUCUUCAGACUCGAGCAAGACAAAGAAGCUCAAGGUUGCAAACGGCAAAAAAACCACAAAGAUUGUCAAGAAAAAAAUUCCUCUCAAAGAACAAGAAUGUGCAUCUCAGUCAGGAUCUGAUGUCCCACGAGUUGAGGCAAAAGCAGCAGCAGCAGCAGCAGUAGUAGAAAGUGCUGCUGAUGAGAAGGGAAAUGCAAAGGCAGAAACUACAGGUGAAACACAAAGCUGCUCAGGUAACUCUGUUCCUGCUACUCUAGCUAACAUUGUCAAUGAAAUCACUGCUACACCCACCACCUCACAAGAGAAAACACAGCAGGUAACAACAGUAGAAAAGUCAAAGAAAUCAAAUGUGAAAAAGGAAGGAAAGACUGAAAAGACUACUAGUUCUAAAGACUCCGGUAAGACAAAUAAGAAGCACAAAGUGAUCAGUAAUAAAGGGGACAAGAAAACACCCAAAGGACCACUAUGCAAAGAUGCAAGCCAAACAACUGCUUUGAAAAAGAAAGCCAAGUCAAAAUCUGCAGAUCAACAGCUUGAGGCUAAAGCAGCAGCAGCAGAGAGCUCUCCUGAUUGUGAAGGAAAGGCAAAAGAAGAAACAACACUUGACAGUUCUGGCUCCUCCGUCCCCACAAAGGAAAAACCCAAGAAAUCUAAUGUCACAAAAAAUUCAGACCCCAACAAAGCAAAUAAGAAGCGGAAGAUUGUUCCGAAAGAAGGAGAAGCAAAGAUCAUCAAGAAAAGGUGCAAGAAUGAGGAGAAAAAGAAGCCUGCGAAGAUGAAAACGAACGUCCAACUGCCCCCCGAGGUGAAAGCAGAGCUAGUGAAUAGCUCUUCGGCUCAAGAGGGAAAAACUCCAGGGGAAACACCACAGUCUGGGGCUAACAGCUCUGGUUACUCUGUCAUAACGAAUGGACAAGCAUCAAAAGAAGAUGUCUCAUCUACUUUGUUAAAGCAGACCCUUGAAGAGUACAGUAAGAAGCCAUACAUGCGUCCUCCCCCGACAGCGUACCUGGAUGAGAAGUACAUCACCAUGCCCAAACGCAGGAAGGAGCUGUCCUUCCUCCAGACGUCUCAGAGGAGCCCCCCUCAGCAGGUCCAGGUCCCGGCAGCUCUGCAGAGACAACGAUGUGCCAACUGCUUCGCUACUUUCAACAGUGGCGAGGAGCUGCAGAGUCACCUCCAGCUGAAGAAGUGCUCCAACAUCUUCGGGUUUGACUCCGACGAUGAGGGCGAGGCUUUCUUUUUGUAAAGUUCAGGAAACGUUGAUCAUGUCUAAAUAAGUAAAAGGGACGUUUUGGAGAAUCAAACUUACCUGUGGACCUGCACUGGACGGACUAUACCUCAGUGCUCUCUGGACGACUUGUUUAUUAACGGGCAUCUGGAGACUUGAACGGGUAACCUGACCUUCUCUGCAGCAUGUGCCUGUAACGCAGGGCCCAGGAGCGGCCAGAAUAGCCAAUCAAUUUAAGACAACUGAACUGGAUCCCAGUCAGACCGUUAGCAGAACAGCUAGUACUGAAGUGCCUGCUCUGGAACCGCCGUGCUGUUUCCAGCUGCUUCACCUGUAUGAUUAAGAAUUGUGGCUUAAAAGACUGAACCCUUGAAAGCUGUGAAAAAUCAAACUCGACAAGAACGCUCCCGCUAUCACUAGGAUUCAUAUUUUUUCACAUCUGUAAGCCAUAUUUGCCAUUGUUUGCUUUUUGCACUCAGAUUUCUCAAUUUCUUUCUGCUUAAAUCCUCAAAGUAUUGGGGAUUAUACAAUGAAUGAAUCAUCUAAAAUACAUGCUCUUUAAACAUCCCAAGGUUACGUAUAAUUUUCUAAACUUUGGAAAGUUGUAAGAUUGCUGUAUGAGUCUUUUUGGGGGGAAAUGUGUAUAGUUCUUGUUCAAAUCCUAUUUGUAUUCUAUCCCUAUGGGGUUGAUUAGGUCUGUGCUUGUCUUCACCAGUAGGUGGCAGCGUGCACCAAUCUUUUAAUUUUGUUCACAGAUUUUUCUUCCUUCCUCAUGCAAAAAUAAGAUAUUAUUUGUAGAAGGAUUUCUACAUUCAAAGCUGCUCUACUGUAUUUAUCACUGGACAGACUCUAGAAAUUGCUUCACUUUCAAUCACCUCCAUCAAGCUGUAUUUUCCUUAGCAAUAACUAUUACCAACCACAUCAUGUGCCAGUGUCCCACUAAUAUUUCAUUGGGCUCUGUCACGCAUCAUGAUUCGUUGUCAGUGGAGCAGCUGACAUCCUGGUUUAUAUUCUACUUUCACACUUAAUUAUAGAUUUUAUCUUCACUGAACUGGCCAAGGUCAAGAAACCAUUGUGAUUUCUCUUUCAUUCUCAUGAAUGCUUUUUUUUUUUUUUUUUUUUAAAGAGAGUCAUUAACCAGUUUUAAGUGUUACCGGAAGGCCGCACCAGUCUUUCAUGAGCAGCAGCAGGUUAUAUUUAUUUAUGUUUUAUUUUCUAUCUUUUGUAAAUAUUUGAAGAGUUUCAAUGGCUUAUUAUUAUUAUAUAAGGGGAAGUCGGAGCCGGGUUUAUAUUUUGUUCUUGAAGUAAAAAUAAAACUUAUUUCAAAC